UUGCUGCGCCCGGACAAACCGAGUCAAUGCACGUGGAAGCCAAACGCUUUGCAUAGCCCACAUACGGAUCGGAGCAAGAAAUGUUCGGUGCGAAGCGGAUACAUUUGCAGUACUCACAGUGCGCAGAGUCGAUUUACCAUUCGCUUCCUCGAUGUAAUAAUACAUGCCGCAAGUUUCGAAUACAAUUAAUGAGGAACAGAUGUCCAACCUUUGUCCCAGAUUUUUUACUGAUGAACUUUUCUUUCAUGCAAACAAUGCCCUUGACAAGUAUUAAGCGAUGAGCCGUUUGAAAUUCAGCUCACAAAGCUAAAUGAUCGAAAAAAGGUAUUACCAGACAUUCUCCAUGCCAUUGGGCAAACACCAAUGGUUAGACUCAAUAAUAUUCCAAAGUCUUUUGGAAUUAAAUGUGAAAUAUGUAAGUGUAAUUUUACUAAGUAUUUUCUUGUUGGAAAUUUUGACAUGAAUUUAAUUAUAAACAUUAUUCCAGUUGCAAAAUGUGAAUACAUGAACCCUGGUGGUUCGGUUAAAGACAGAAUUGCUUUUAGAAUGAUACAAGAUGCUGAAGAAAAAGGUCUUCUAAAACCAGGAUGUACAAUUAUUGAACCAACCAGUGGAAAUACUGGAAUUGGAUUGGCAAUGGCAGCAGCUGUUAAAGGAUAUAAGUGCAUUAUAGUGAUGCCUGAAAAGAUGUCUAAUGAAAAAGUUUAUACCCUUCGUUCUUUAGGUGCAGAAAUUGUACGUACACCUACAGAAGCUGCUUGGAAUAGUCCAGAGGGUCAUAUUGCAACUUCUCAAAAAUUACAAAAAGAUAUUCCUGAUAGUGUUAUUUUGGAUCAAUAUACCAAUACAGGAAAUCCUUUAGCUCAUUAUGAUCAGACAGCAGUUGAAAUUUGGGAGCAAUGUGAAGGAAAAAUUGAUUAUUUAGUUGCUGGUGCAGGAACUGGAGGAACCAUUAGUGGAAUUGGUCGUAAACUUAAAGAAUUAUCACCAAAUAUUAAAAUAAUUGCUGUUGACCCUGAAGGAAGUAUACUUGCUGAACCACCAGAAUUAAACAAUAGCCCAUUACAAUAUUAUGAUGUUGAAGGCAUAGGCUAUGACUUUAUUCCUACUGUUUUGGAUCGAAAAGUUAUAGACAAAUGGAUUAAAACAACAGAUGGAGAAUCUUUUCACGCAUCUAGAAAACUUAUCAGAGAUGAAGGACUUUUGUGUGGUGGGAGCAGUGGAUCUGCCCUAUUAGCAGCUUUAAAAAUUGCUAAAAAUCUUUCACAAGAUCAACGUGUUGUAAUAAUUUUACCAGAUGGAAUUCGUAAUUACAUGACAAAGUUUAUUUCUGAUGCAUGGAUGGAAUCUAGAAAUUUUUUGAAUCUACCACAAUUAAUAAAAGGCAAUGAAUGGUGGUGGGACUUAACAGUACAUUCAAUAUCUUUGAAUGAAUUGUUUAUACUGCCAAGUAAUUCUACGUGUAAAGAAGCAGUGAUAUUACUAAAAAAUGAAAAUUUUCAUGAAAUACCAGUGGGUGAUAAAGAAAAUAUUAAAGGUUUUAUUACCGCAGAAAAACUUUUUAAUAGUAUAAUUUCUGGAGAAAUAAAACAGACAGACUUAGUAGAAAAGAUACUUAAAAAGCAGUUUAAGAAAAUUAAUUUAAAAACAUCACUUGGAGAAUUAUCUCUAAUUCUUCAGAAAGAUGCAUAUGUUGUUGUUAUUGAUGAGCAGAGUAAUAAUACAGUUAAAGGAAUUUUAACACAAAUUGAUUUUUUAAAUUUUAUCAGUCAUUAAUAAAACUUGUAUGCCUUAUAUAUGAAUAUGUAAUGAUUCAUAACGAU
Messenger RNA from Ceratosolen solmsi marchali, 1823 nucleotides. RefSeq names its product cystathionine beta-synthase (gene Cbs). Gene Ontology annotation, molecular function: cystathionine beta-synthase activity. Lineage: Eukaryota; Metazoa; Arthropoda; Insecta; Hymenoptera; Agaonidae. The transcript has 6 exons. Bases 364 to 1776 code for a protein of 470 amino acids. The record is from RefSeq and is a predicted model, not a curated record. Gene Ontology annotation, cellular component: cytoplasm.